CUUAUCUAUGAUUUACCCACAUAACCUAUUAUUAUGUGCAUUAUGUGUGUGCGGUCGUACUUGUGUACUCUCUAUUUAUAUAUAAAAUUCACGUUUACGAGUUAAAAUGGAUAUUUACUUGCAGGAAAUAAUAGACCAAUUUAAUGAUAUAACAGGUACUCCAGAAAACUUUCUUAGUGUUCAUGAAGAAACUUGUAAUAAGGCCAAAAGUUUACUUAAAAAUAUUUACAAUUUUACAAAAGAUGUAGAAUUAAAAGCAGAAUAUCGAAAUAAUGCUUUGCCUAAGUUAAUGGUGGAUGCAGUAGACGUAGAACAAAUAUGGCAACAAGUUGAACUACAAAACUCAGAAAUUUUAAACGAAAACAAUAUUUUAAAUAUAAGCAAAUUGCUAUCGAACAGUGCUUCUUUAUUUCAUGACGCUUCUUUAGAAAACAAAACAAAGCAAGAUAUUAAUGAAGAACAAACGGACCAAGAAACUGAUGAAAAUGAUGAAGAAGACAGUGAAAGUGAUUCUGUAAUAAAUAUUAUAAAAAAAAGUGAGCCAGAAAAGUUAAAUGUAAAUAAUAAAUCUGCUAAUAAGAAAACUGAAGAAAUAAGCAAAGAAAGUGAUGAAGAAGAAAAUAAUAGUACUGAAAGCAGUAAUGAUGAAUUUGCAAUGUCUAGUGAUCAUGAAGAUUUAUCAGCAAAGUUAAAUGAAGAAUCAGGUGAAGAAAAUGAAGAAAGAUUUGAUGAAAAUAAGCCUGAAGUAAAUAAAAACGAAAAACAUUUUAAAAAGAAAUCAGUAGUAGAUGAUGAUUUCUUUAAAUUAGAUGAAAUGGAAAACUUUUUGAAUUCAGAAGAACAAAAAAUCAAUAAAUGUAAAACUCUCAGUGGUAAUGAUGAAUAUGAUAGUACUUCAGAUCAAGAGAGUAUAGACCUCUUCAAAACUGAAGGGCCUGAAGAAUUAGAAGAUGAAGAAAAUCUACAUUUAAAAAAUCCACGAUUUAAAGAUUUCUUUAAAAAACAAGACAAAGAACCAAGAAAAGAGAAAAGAAAUAAAUUUUUAAAAGAUUUGGAUGAAAAUGUACUAGAGGAAAAUGGUCGCAGUGAAAAGAUACAAAAGUCGAAAUAUGAAGAAAGGGAUGAAAAGUUAAAGGAAAAAAUUAAAGAAAUUGAGGAAAAAGCUCUACAUGAAAAACCAUGGACAAUGAAAGGAGAAAUAAGCGCUGAAAAAAGACCUCUUAACUCUUUACUGGAAGAAGUUGUAGAAUUCGACCAUGUCUCUAGACCAGCUCCGAUUAUUACUGAAGAAGCAGCACAAAUGCUAGAAGAUGUAAUUAUGCAGAGAAUAAAAGAUAAAGCUUUUGAUGACGUUGAAAGAAAAAAGCGUCUCAUUGAGACUCCAUUAGAAUACAAGAAAAAAUUGGUAUUGGAACAGGAAAAAAGUAAAGAGUCCCUGGCGCAAAUUUAUGAAAAAGAAUAUUUGCAACAACUAGAAGCUUUAACUGCUGAUCCUCUUAAAAAUGAAGAAGAACCUGAAUUACAUAAGGAAAUAAAGAGCAUGCGACAAAUAUUGUUUACACAAUUAGACUCUUUAUCUAACUUCCAUUUCACGCCCAAAUCUGCCGCUCCUGAACUUAAAAUUGUUACGAAUUUGCCUGCCAUUAGUAUGGAAGAAGUAGCACCCGUCGCUGCAAGCGACGCUGCACUAUUAGCGCCAGAAGAAGUAAAACGUAAACAAAGGGGAGACUUCAAGAGUAAAGAAGAAAGAACAGCAACCGACAAGAAACGAGAGAGACGCAAAAAGAAGCUAAAACAAAAAAUACAUGCACAAGAAAAGGAUAAACGGAAAGCAUUAUCUAAACAAAACAUAAAACCUAAUAAAACUAAUAAACAGAAAAAAGGAAAUAAAAAUGCAAUAAAAAGCCAGAAUGUAGCUAAGAUGAACGAGUCACUUUCCGAAUUAAAAUCUGUUAAAUCAUCUCAAGCAUUUUUUGACAAACUUCAAGAUCAAAUAAAAACACAAAUUAAUGGAAAAAUAAAAGGAAAACGGUCCCAGAAAACGAAACAAAAUUUUGACGCUAAAAGAAUAAAACUGUAAUAUUUUUAUAGUUUAUGUAAUAAUUACCCUUCGUUAUGAAGAAUGAAUUUUGUAUUUUAUGUUUAAUAGAGAAAAUAUUUUAUAA
Molecule: messenger RNA, 2165 nt
Organism: Agrilus planipennis (emerald ash borer)
Lineage: Eukaryota; Metazoa; Arthropoda; Insecta; Coleoptera; Buprestidae
Product: U3 small nucleolar ribonucleoprotein protein MPP10
Exons: 4
Coding region: 107-2080 (657 amino acids)
Biological process (GO): rRNA processing
Cellular component (GO): sno(s)RNA-containing ribonucleoprotein complex; nucleus; Mpp10 complex
Source: RefSeq, a predicted model, not a curated record